AUGCAAGCCGCCAGGGGCGGCAGCAAGGCGGCACAGUCGCUGUGGCAGCUCUACGUGCAGCAGAGAGGGCAUUCCAUAGGAUCCAGCCUGCCCUCCAGCAAGAACCUGUGGGAUGUGGUCAACCGGCAGCGGAUGGAGCCACACGGCGCCGAGGCGGUGCGCGACAUCUGGAUGGAGUUCCAUGCCGACCCCGCCAAGAACCGCAUUGCCACGGGGCUGACGGCGCCUCGCUACUUGAAGUUCCAGGAGAAUGCGGCGCAGAGCCCCAUAUUCGUGCUGCCGGUGUUCAAGGGCCCCAACGCCUUCGAAAACUUCAUGGUGCAGUGCCAGCUGCCGCUGGUGCUGUUCACAACGCUAGAGGAGUACAAGCAGCGGGGCCCCUCUGCGCAGCCCCACAUGGUCCUCACCCACUACACCGAGCUGAUGAGCGACAAGAACAUAGUGCUGGUGCGGGGCGACAUCCUCCAGCCCACCAUCUGCUCGCGGGGGGAGGCGGAGCAGCUCACGCGCCUGCUGCACGACUUUUACACCCAGGACCAGAAGUACAGCUUUGUGCAUGCCUUCAACCACCGCCAGGCCGACUUUGACUACAAGCGCAUGCUGGACUCGAUGGGCCAUGACACCGCCCAGCUGCCGCGGGACUAG
Molecule: messenger RNA, 645 nt
Organism: Chlorella variabilis
Lineage: Eukaryota; Viridiplantae; Chlorophyta; Trebouxiophyceae; Chlorellales; Chlorellaceae
Exons: 5
Coding region: 1-645 (214 amino acids)
Biological process (GO): mitochondrial proton-transporting ATP synthase complex assembly
Cellular component (GO): mitochondrion
Source: RefSeq, a predicted model, not a curated record